GACGAUUCAAUAAAUGAUGACACGUUCCCGAUAUGUCCUCGGACGUCGCGGCCGAAUGAGAUGAGCAGCGACAAUUAUCACCUUGCCGGAAUGUCGGCUGCUUCCGAGCUCCCAGGGAAGCCGACACACACUGCCAAGGACAUCGGCAUCCACAUGGCGCUCCCAUCAGUCCUCAAUGAAGGCACGAGCUCGUUCAUAGACUUGCUGAAUCAGCUCUAUGCCUCCGAAAGCGAGCGCAAGCUCACGAGACCGAGCGGGGCCGCUAGCUUGUCCGAUGCUUCGACAGGCACGCCGGCUCUGAGCUCACCUACCACGUCGAGUGACGGUCACGGCGACAUCUUCUCGGACGAAGAGGAUGAAGAGGACGAGGAGGACGAGGAGCGGAAUGCUGAUGUCAGCACGACCGCGACGACCCCAGCUGAAGAUGCCGUCGCCAAGCUGUCACUCAAGCCAGACGACGGUGACCAGCAUGACGUCGAGCUCGAGCACGAUAAGCGAGCAGAUGGCAAGACACGGCGAGCAAACGAUCCCAUUCGGGGCAUGUCAUUGCUCGCUGACAACGAGGAGCUGCUAUCAAUGGACUAUGCAGCAGAGGAGGCAGAAGAGUACGUAGAGACGGCAUCACUUCAGUCUCAAGCGGCAGCGCCCAAACCGUCGGCAGAGCAAGCCGAGGUCGACAACGCGACCAAGCUGAGAGCAAUCGUGAAGGACUUUGGCCCUUGGCCUGAUGAGAUCACGCCGGGCGUCAAGGAACCACCAGAGGAGCUCAUAUUCGAUAGCACAUGUGCUCUCCUGCGAUCCGUCGUCGUCAAAGGCAAGUUUUACAUCACCAACCGGCGCCUCGUCUUUUUUGCCCUUGUCUCGGGCGGCGCCGGACCUUCUGGUCCUCGCCAGGUCAUCAAGGCGGGACCUCUGACUAUGCACAUUCCCGGUAUAUUCAAAUCGAAGCGGCAUGCCUGGUUUGAGAUCUACGAGGACAGCGCGGCGCAUUAUCCGUCGGCGACGAAGCUCCACAAGCCCCUCGGCGUGAUCAGGCUCUCCCAGAUUGCCGAAGUCAUCGCUCCAGAUCCACGACAGGCGCAAAAUACCUACACCGUCAAGAUGGUCUCCGGCGCAACGCGCGUGAUGGAGUGUGACACGCCCGAAGCCGCAGAAGAAUGGCGUCUGGCGCUUACCAAGGCGGUCUUUCGUGUGCAGACCGAUUCGGACCGAGUCAAGAUUACUGUACCCCUCGCAAGGAUCGCCAGGACGUCUGUACAACGUCAGCUCACACAUGCAACACAGCUCACAAUGACAUUGGACGUCACCGGGCCCAAUGACAAGAAGCAGAGAUUGGACGAGAUCAAAUUCGGCUUCCUCAACUAUUGCUACACGUUCGAGGGUUUGCUGGGCAAGACGAUCACUACAGAACGAGACCGUAUGGGAUUGAGUUUGCCUAGAGCGCCGCCGGCAGACAUACACAUGCAGCGCUGCGAGCUCGAGAUGAAAGAGAUGGAGCGCGAGCAGCAGGAAACGAAGAAGCAAGAAGCGCGCACCUUUGUCAUGCAAUUCGGUCUCCUCGACGAUCCUGACUCACUCUUCAUCACUCGGUGCGAAAUCGUCAGAACUGUUCCUCUAUUGGGUCGCCUGUGUAUCAGCAAAGACUGGAUCUGCUUCUUUCGUACAGCCAUCGCUGGCGCCAAUACACGAAUCCGCCUGCAUCGCAACGAGGUCAAGAGCGUACAACGAUCUCGCGCCUUCAUGCUGCACUCGUAUGCUCUGUCAAUCUCUGUCACAGCCGCGUCGGACGUCAGCUUUCAAUUCAUCGACAAGGCAAAGCGGAAUGCGGCAAUGGACCAGAUCCAGGCGUUCAUUGACGACACACACAAGCUUGUCGAGACCGUUGCGGCCAAGACUGUCGCGCCUGCGACAGCAACGGAAGCCGAGACAGAGGUGUCCUUGACGUCCUUGUCGCAGCAGAUGUUCAAGAACUAUGUGCCGCCCGAAUGCCUGCCUCAGCUCGAGAAGCUGAAAAUGCCGAUCAUUAACGGGAUCCAAUACGUCCCUCAUGCGCCCCGGAAGAUGCGAUUCCACUGUCUUACUAUUGGCUCCCGCGGCGAUGUACAGCCCUACAUCUCGCUCGCUAAGCAACUUCAAAAAGACGGUCAUGAAGUCACCAUCUGUAGUCAUGGAGAGUAUCGAGGCUGGGUAGAAGGACAUGGCAUCUCAUACAAAGACGUCGGCGGCGAUGCUACCGCCCUCAUGAAGCUCAGUGUUGAGCACAAAAUGCUCAGUCCUGGCUUUUUCACCGAAUCGCUGGGCAAAUUCAAACAAUGGUUCGUUGACCUCUUGAAUGAUGCUUGGCUGGCCUGUCAAGACGCCGAAGUAUUGAUCGAGUCGCCUUCGACCUUUGCUGGCUGUCACAUUGCGGAGGCGCUGCAGAUCCCUUACUUCCGUGCAUUCACCAUGCCUUGGACUUCAACGCGUGUCUAUCCUCAAGCAUUCGCUCCAUCCGACUUAGGUCCAAUCUACAAUCUGGCCACCUACGAGCUCUUCGACAGUCUGAUUUGGGGCGCGUCAUCUGGAAUGAUCAAUAAAUGGCGACGCAAGACUCUCGGCUUAGCAAGCACGAAUCUCGCUCAGAUCAGAGCCAACAAAAUCCCUUUCAUCUAUAAUUUCAGCUCGGCAGUCGUACCCAAGCCGACUGACUGGUCCGACUACAUCUGCCUGUCAGGCUACUGGUUCUUGUCGGCGUCCGGAAAGGAUGGCAAAGCGUAUGAGCCACCCGCAGAAUUAGAUGCCUUUGUCAAGCGGGCCAAAGCUGACGGCAAGAAGCUCGUAUCCAUCGGUUUUGGCUCGAUCGUCAUCCCAGAUCCUGCAGGACUGCGCAAGAACAUAUUCGAGGCUGUCAGUCGCGCGGACGUUCGUUGUGUCCUCAUAUCCGGCUGGUCUGCGCGUGGCUCCGCGGAUACAGACGAAAAGUGGACUUGUCCUGACAACGUGCACAUGAUCGACGAGGUACCUCACGACUGGCUUUUCCCAAACGUCGAUGCUGCAGUGCAUCACGGCGGCUCGGGCUCGACCGCAGCCUCGCUCAGAGCGGGCGUACCGACAAUCAUUCGCCCCUUCUUCGGUGACCAGCACUUCUGGGCCAGCCGAGUCCAGAAAUUACAUGUUGGUCUGAAACUCAACUCGCUCGAGACCUCUCGAGAGCUGGCAGAGGCUCUCGUCACUGCGACCAGCGACGUCACGAUGAAAGAGAAAGCAGUCGCUGUCGCGGCAGAGAUCAAUGCCGAGGAUGGUCCUCGCAAGGCGCUGUCAUUCAUCUAUACGAUGCUCGACAACGCCCAAGCUCUUUCGCGCUCGAAAUUUGAAGCAUCGCAAGCACGAAAGGGUCGCAAAGACAGUUGCCCGUCGAAGCGCAUUAGCAGCUUCGGUCCCAAGAUGCCUAAGACGGAUACAGGCUCGAGCAUCACGUCGACUGUGUCAAGCUUUGGCGGCUCGAUGAGCACGGUGAAGAGUCAGUAAACUGCUUAUUUAUACGUGUCCUCAUCGCAUCGAUUAAUAAGCUCAGACUGUUGUAGCAU
Molecule: messenger RNA, 3566 nt
Organism: Mixia osmundae IAM 14324
Lineage: Eukaryota; Fungi; Basidiomycota; Mixiomycetes; Mixiales; Mixiaceae
Product: glycosyltransferase family 1 protein
Exons: 5
Coding region: 91-3507 (1138 amino acids)
Biological process (GO): carbohydrate metabolic process
Molecular function (GO): hexosyltransferase activity; UDP-glycosyltransferase activity
Source: RefSeq, a predicted model, not a curated record